AUGCGAGCACCGCCCCGGAUCCCGUCCGUGGCCCGAUCACGCUCCUGGCCCGACCAGUCACGGCAGUCUCGAUCCAAGGAGCUUGUGCUGCCCCAGCCUGGCAAAUGGAGCUGGGUUCUGGCCUUGGUUUUUGCUCUCUGGAAUCAGUGGCUUUGUCCAGCCGAGAAGGAACCGCUUAAAGCUAUCGACCUGGUAACAAAAGCGACUGAGGAGGAUAAGGCCAAGAACUAUGAGGAGGCGCUGCGGCUGUACCAGCAUGCAGUGGAGUACUUUCUACAUGCCAUCAAAUAUGAGGCUCACAGUGACAAGGCGAAGGAGAGCAUCCGGGCGAAGUGCAUGCAGUACUUGGACCGGGCGGAGAAGCUGAAGGAUUAUCUACGCAACAAAGACAAACAAAGCAAGAAGCCUGUCAAAGAGUCUCCAAAUGACAGCAAGGGGAGCGACAGUGACAGCGAGGGCGAGAAUCCAGAGAAGAAGAAGCUGCAGGAGCAGUUGAUGGGUGCCAUUGUGAUGGAGAAGCCCAACGUGCGGUGGAAUGAUGUGGCUGGCCUGGAGGGUGCCAAGGAGGCUCUGAAAGAGGCUGUGAUUUUACCCAUUAAAUUCCCACACUUAUUCACAGGUAAGCGCACCCCUUGGCGUGGGAUUCUGCUCUUUGGGCCCCCUGGCACGGGGAAGUCGUACCUGGCCAAGGCUGUGGCAACUGAGGCCAACAACUCCACGUUCUUCUCUGUGUCGUCCUCGGACCUGAUGUCAAAGUGGCUGGGAGAGAGCGAGAAGCUGGUGAAGAAUCUCUUCGAGCUGGCAAGGCAGCACAAACCCUCCAUCAUCUUCAUCGACGAGGUGGACUCUCUGUGUGGCUCCCGCAAUGAGAACGAGAGCGAGGCUGGCCGCAGGAUCAAGACAGAGUUCCUGGUGCAGAUGCAGGGUGUUGGUAAUAACAACGACGGGACCCUCGUCCUCGGUGCCACAAAUAUCCCCUGGGUCUUAGACUCGGCCAUUAGGAGAAGGUUUGAGAAGCGCAUCUACAUCCCGUUGCCGGAGGAGGCGGCCCGAGCCCAGAUGUUCAGGCUGCACCUGGGGAACACACCACGCAACCUGACAGAGGCCAAUAUCCAAGAGCUGGCCAGGAAGACGGACGGGUACUCGGGAGCUGACAUCAGCGUCAUCGUGCGUGACGCCCUCAUGCAGCCUGUCCGCAAAGUGCAGUCGGCCACACACUUCAAGAAGGUGCGAGGCCCGUCUCGAACCAAUCCCAGCAUAACCGUAGAUGACCUCCUGACCCCAUGCUCGCCGGGGGACCCUGGAGCCAUCGAGAUGACCUGGAUGGAGGUGCCUAGUGACAAGCUGCUGGAGCCAGUGAUCUGCAUGUCAGAUAUGCUGCGGUCGCUGGCCACCACCCGCCCCACCGUGAAUGCAGAGGACCUCCUAAAGGUGAAGAAAUUCACAGAAGACUUUGGACAAGAAGGUUAAAAGCUUCUGCUGUGGGGCGUGCAGGGGUGGCUGGGCGGGGCGGGCAAGGCAUGCCUUGGCAGUGGCAGCGUGUACGCUUGCAAAGCCCUAGUGCUGGCAGGCAGACGGUGCCAGGCGGACACUAAUGUUCAGCUCCCUACUAAACCCACCUGUCUGUGGGCCCCCAGCUGGGAGUCACACAGCAGCAUGGCCCCUGGCAGACCUGCGGAAGGAGCUGAGCACAGCCCAGGGGCCUGCCCUGCCUCCCCCGGGGGCCCCGACUCUCCUGCCCGCUUUUUUUUUUUUUAAUUUUUUUAAAUUAAUGCUGCUUGUUUUGUCUUGUUUAUAUAAAAAUAAAAACGAUCCAAAAGCUUCACCCACCAAAA
This is a messenger RNA of Chelonoidis abingdonii (Abingdon island giant tortoise), 1835 nucleotides long. NCBI's taxonomy places the organism in Eukaryota, Metazoa, Chordata, Testudines, Testudinidae. The record is from RefSeq and is a predicted model, not a curated record.